Molecule: messenger RNA, 2945 nt
Organism: Dendrobium catenatum
Lineage: Eukaryota; Viridiplantae; Streptophyta; Magnoliopsida; Asparagales; Orchidaceae
Product: 1,4-alpha-glucan-branching enzyme 3, chloroplastic/amyloplastic
Exons: 20
Coding region: 102-2687 (861 amino acids)
Biological process (GO): glycogen biosynthetic process
Cellular component (GO): cytoplasm
Molecular function (GO): 1,4-alpha-glucan branching enzyme activity; hydrolase activity, hydrolyzing O-glycosyl compounds
Source: RefSeq, a predicted model, not a curated record
CUAAACCCCGCGGAGAGCAGCUUUCUACUGUUCAUUUCUUCUCUUCACUGUGUACACUCUCGUCAUCCUUCACGGUGCCAUCGAAGGCCGGAAAAGUUUUAAUGGCCGCUUCUUCUAUGCCGGCGACCAACCCUCUCUUCCCAUUUACAUCCAAGGAGAGCGUUUCUGCUAUCCCGGGCCAUUUAAUACUCAAGAUUAAACCCCGGUCCCUCUCUGGAACCAUAGCCGUUCGGAGAUGGAGUUGGAAAUGCAACUUCGCAGCCCAGGAACGCGCUGCAAAGCAGCAGCAGCAGCGAAGGAAAUCCGAGCCUGUCGUCGACCCAGUCGGCUUUCUUUCGAAGGUCGGAAUCUCGGACCGUGCUUUUGCUCAGUUUCUCCGUGAACGGCACAAGGCAUUGAAGGACCGCAGAUUUGAUCUUUGUUCCCGCUUUAUAGAUAUUAUGGAGGCUUCUUCGGGGUAUGAGAUAUUAGGAAUGCAUCGGCACCGUCAACAUCGUGUGGAUUUCAUGGAUUGGGCUCCAGGUUCUCGGUAUUGUUCUAUUGUUGGAGAUUUCAAUGGGUGGUCACCAACUGAAGACAGUGCUAGGGAAGGAUAUUAUGGCCAUGAUGACUUUGGCUACUGGUUCAUCAUCCUUGAAGACAAGCUCAGGGACGGUGAAGAACCAGAUGAGUAUUAUUUUCAAGAAUAUAACUAUGUUGAUGACUACGAUACAGGUGACAAUUUAAAUGUUGAAGAGCUGCUUGAGAAAAUAGAUAAUGAAUACUGGGAACCAGAAGAAAAAUGGUAUCGCAAUUCACGGUUGGAGUUUGUUGCCAAAUUAUAUGAAGAAGUAUUUGGACCUAAUGGCCCCCAGACGGAUGAGGAACUCGGUGAGAUAGUUGAUGCUGAAACACGAUACAAGCAAUGGAAAGAAAAGCAAAAACCUGACUCCAAUACAAGGUUACCUUGUUAUGAAGUUCUUGACCAUGGAAAAGUUUAUGAUAUUGAGAAUGUGAUUCUUGAUCCAGUGUCAAAAGAGAAGUUCCGAGCGAAGAAAGCUCCUCUUGCAUACUGGAAAGAAAUGCGUAAAGGCCGAAAAGCAUGGCUGAAGAAGUACUUGCCUACAAUUUCUCAUGGAAGUAGGUACAGGGUAUAUUUUAACACUCCUAAUGGGCCUCUAGAAAGAGUUCCUGCUUGGGCAACAUAUGUGCUUCCAGAUGAAGAUGGAGAAAAGUUUUGUGCGAUACACUGGGAACCUCCUCCCGAAGCUGUUCAUAAAUGGAGAAAUGCACGCCCAAAAUUACCAAAAUCACUCCGUGUGUAUGAAUGCCAUGUUGGAAUUAGUGGAGCAGAGCCAAAAGUGUCAUCAUUCAAUGAAUUUGUUUUGAAGGUUUUACCUCAUAUUAAAGAAGCAGGAUAUAAUGCCAUUCAAUUAAUAGGGGUGGCUGAGCAUAGAGAUUACUCUUCUGUUGGUUAUAAAGUGACAAAUUUAUUUGCUGUUAGCAGUAGAUAUGGGACACCUGAUGACUUCAAGCGCUUGGUGGAUGAUGCUCAUGGCCUUGGUCUUCUUGUGUUCCUGGAUAUUGUCCAUUCUUAUGCAGCUGCAGAUGAACUGGUUGGAUUAUCUCUAUAUGAUGGGUCAAAUGACUGUUAUUUUUAUUCUGGUAAACGUGGUCAUCAUAAACAUUGGGGCACAAGAAUAUACAAAUAUGGUGAUGUUGAUGUUUUACACUUUCUUUUAUCAAAUUUGAAGUGGUGGGUCACCGAAUACCUGAUUGAUGGCUUCAAUUUCCACUCCCUGCCAUCAAUGAUGUAUACACAUAAUGGGUUUGCAACUUUUUCUGGUCAAGUGGAGGAGUAUUGCAACCAAUAUGUUGAUAAAGAUGCUUUAAUCUAUCUAAUUUUGGCAAAUGAGAUGCUCCAUGAAGUUCAUCCAAACAUUAUAACUAUAGCUGAGGAUGCAACAUUGUAUCCUGGAUUAUGUGAACCAACUAGUCAAGGCGGAUUGGGAUUUGACUAUUGGGUAAAUGUUUCUGCCUCCAAGAUGUGGUUAUGGCUUCUAGUGCAUGUUCCUCAGCAUGAGUGGAGCAUGAAUAAGAUUGUGGAUGUACUUGUUAGAAACAGUCAAAGAAGUGAUAAGAUGCUUCUCUAUGUUGAAAAUCAUAAUCAGUCCAUAUCGGGUGGAAGAUCCUUUGCAGAUAUCUUACUGAGCAAACAGGCAGAUAAGGAAGAUUUGCUUUUAAGAGGUUCUCAGUUACUCCAAAUGAUGAAGUUGAUUACUUUUACCAUAAGUGGCUCUGCGUAUCUAAAUUUUAUGGGCAAUGAAUUUGCUCACCCAAAUAGGGUUGAGUUUCCAUUGCCCAGCAAUAACCAUUCAUUUAAUUAUGCAAACCGUCGGUGGGAGUUACUAAAGAAUGAGGGAUUACACAGCGCCCAAUUCAACUUUGAUAAGGAUAUGAUGAGGUUAGAUGAAAUUGAACUAAUACUUUCAAAGGGCCUGCCAAAUAUUCACCAUGUGAAUGACUCCAUGAAGAUAAUAUUGAACACAGAUGAAGCUAUGUAUGGUGGUCUUGGAGUGCUGAGGAGAGAUCAGUAUCUGCUAAGAACUAUUAGUAAAAGGAACGAUGGUUACCGAAACACCUUAGAAGUGACAUUGCCCAAUAAUAGUGCUCAGGUCUACAAAUUAACUCGCAUUUUGAGAGUUUAAGGUUAUUUAAGGAAUGAAGAACGCUGUCUGCUCUCUCUUUGUUCAAAUUCAAUAGAAAUGUCAACUUGAUUUACUGGACUUUCGGGCUUCUCUAUGGCUGCUUCACAUCCAAGGCAAGAAGUCAGCUGAAUAAUCAAAGAAACAUUCGUGUAUAAAAAACCAUUUUCCUUUUGAUUUCCUCUUUAAAAUGUAAAUUAAAUAUGCUUGUUAGCCCAGUUCAUUUCAUUUUUUGAUGAAGAGUUGCAGAAACUUAUAUUA